Pocillopora damicornis (cauliflower coral) is the source of this 2439-nucleotide messenger RNA. Its product is annotated as QRFP-like peptide receptor. Gene Ontology annotation, molecular function: G protein-coupled receptor activity. Lineage: Eukaryota; Metazoa; Cnidaria; Anthozoa; Scleractinia; Pocilloporidae. Gene Ontology annotation, biological process: G protein-coupled receptor signaling pathway. Gene Ontology annotation, cellular component: membrane. The record is from RefSeq and is a predicted model, not a curated record.
GACUACAUUCAGUGUCAGAGUCAUUUCCACGGCGUAAAUUCUUACCACAACAUUAUGUCUGCUACUUUCCCAAGUCAAUUACUUUAUCAGUGGCUUUUGCUACCAUGUUUUUUACAUGGAUUAAGUUUCAAAACAAUCGAGCCAAUGAUGGCUCUGUCAUUUUGAGAAAAUAAAUGGCGUUUACAAUUUCCUCUCUGCACUUAUAAACCCACCUGCUGAUUUUAAUAAGUGGUUUUCUGACGUUUGAUGACUCAUUUUUAGUGCAGCUCCUGUAUAACUCAGUAUGAAACAAAAGAAUAACCUUCCUAUAAAGACAUCGUCUACGGAAAUUUGCGAGCGUGCUCUCAUUAAGUAAUGUUCAGCGCCAAACAAUAUGGCAAAAAGAGCUUUGUGUACGUUAUUAAGUUCCAAUUAAGGAAACUUACAAAGCAAGGGCCAAAGGACCAGUAAUGGCGUGCCUGCGGUAAUCCGUGACGUCAAAAAUCAACUAGAUAGCCUUUUUUGGCAUUUUUCAAACGGUAUCGACAGGAGAUCUGUAGAAAACACCAAGUAACGUCCUCUCUCUGGAAGAAGAUAAACCGUUCGUGUGUUGCGUGACAUGACAAUGAUCUCGUACGUGACCAGAAUCAUGAAGAAUGCUGAAAUGAGCGGGGAAGAUUCACACCAUGCUUUCGAGAGAAACGAAAUUUACAUGUCAGUUGUGUUAUGUAAAUAAAGGGAUUUUUGGAUUUCUAUUCCUAGAUUGCGUUUCGCGUUUCUCGUGAGUAUUUUAUGUAGUAAGACUGAAGGAAGUGAAAUUAAGUUAACUUUGUUCAAGUCCUCUCUCAGGAACUGGUCAGUGAAGCUGAGCCAACAUCUGACACGGAUGAUGCAUGGUAUUUUCCCUCAACUAUUCGAUUUGACGUGCAAAAGUCUUCGAUGUUUUGCGUGACAAAUGAUUCACCUCUGAGUAUAAAGGCUUUGCGCAACAUGAUGGCCUUGUGAUGUCACUUUCUGAACGUCACGCUGUUCCUGUCUGGAAUUUGAAAUGUCGCUUACAGCAAUCGUACUUUGAACAGUUGAUUCAGCUGAUUUCAGCACACAUUAUGCAAGUAUGAGACUCAUUGGUGAUAUUCUAUGCUUUUUUCGCCGUCUUCGUCUUUCAAAAAGACUAUUCUGUUGGUAAGUCUUCCUGCAGAAGAAGAAAACAACAAGGAGUCAUCACUCAGAUUCAAGGUAACCCACCUUGGCAAAAAGCUCGCCUUGUGUUUCUGAAUCGAUAACUACAUUGAAGCAUGGACUCGACUCUAUCUGCUGCAGAUCUGGGCUUCGCCAUUUCUUUCUCUGCGGUUGUCUUAGUAAAUCUCCUUGGAAACGGAUUGGUCUGCCUUGUUGUCUUCCGAUUCCGUGGGAUGCGAGCACCGGUCAAUUACCUUCUCGUCAACUUAGCUGUUUCAGAUAUGAUGAUAGCGCUAUUCAUCAUUCCAGAUUACGUGGUAAAUUGGGCUUUUCGAAACCCUCAUGGUAACACAGGUGACUAUCUCUGUAUAUGGCUAACUGGCGGUAACUUGAUUUGGGUUGGAAUGGCAGCAUCCACUUCUUCAUUGGUCGUGUUGUCCUUUGAGCGCUAUUUUGCGGUUAUCUACCCCCUCGACAAACGCUGGCGCCUUACUAAUCAACGAUUGGCAGUUUCAAUUCUCACUGGCUGGCUCUAUGCAAUUAUUUUCAACUUGCCUUUGUUUUUCGUGGUGAGGCAUAGCGAUGAAAAAAUACAUUGCCCUGAACUCUGGUCAAAUCACGAAAAAUUGUGGGAAGCGUACACACUUGGGUGUCUGUUUGGGUUUGGUUUAAUUCCGAUGGCAAUUAUUGGAUUUGUUUACUUUAGGAUUCUACGUAAGCUCUGGAAAGGACGACGUGUCCGUGCUACUUUAAUCUCGGACCAGGUGCGAAUCCGAGCUAUUCGGAAAGUGACCAAAAUGGCCAUAGUCGUAACUAUAGUGUAUGGAGUCUGUCGGUUGCCAAAUUUGGUGCUAUACGUGUUGCAACCGUUUGAGUCGAUUUACGAUUAUGACUCGCCGUCAUACAUCAGCACAGUACUGCUUGUGGGCCUCAACUCAGCCAUGAAUCCAUUUAUUUACGCCCUUCAUAGUGCACACUUCCGCCAUCACAUCAAGUUGGCUCUUCGUUGCAGUCAAUUCCAGCCAGCAGACUAUGUUCCAGUCCCACCGUAGAACUGUGAGGAAACCUUCUAAGGUCUUCAGUUCAGUUGGCUAGUGGAAGUCUGUUAACCACAACUCAGUGACUGACUGUCAAUAGCCAGUAGCGAAUGAACACUGCACAAGUACGGAAAAAAUUUCGAGCGUCUUAUUUGUGAACCACCAUGAAACAAAGAUAACUUACUGUUUUUAUUCAGUUCUGUAUUAAUAACUUUUUUCUUUUGUGUCAUUUAAAAGAUGUUAG